AUGAGUCCUGAAGCGUAUGCCUCGUAUCUGUCCUGGCUGUUCUUCUCUUGGUUCAACGGUGUGAUCAAGAUUGGAUCUACAAAGACCAUUAAUCUGUCUGAUCUACCGGAACUUCUUCCACAGCUGCGGGCCAGGACAGUCUGGUCCCAGUUCCAGAUGUUCAAGAAUGUCAGAAAAUCUGCCUCGUUGCUUAAGCGCGUUCUUAUAUUCAACGCCGUCUCCUUCUUCUGGCAGUUCACCUUCGUAGUCAUCUCAACCUGCCUCGAUUUUUCAGUUCCUUACUUCCUCAAGCUUUUUCUCAGCUACAUCAAUGAUCCCACUGUCCCACCCAAGGUCGCCUAUCUCUACAUCGUCCUCAUCUUUGUGGCCCAAGUCUCCCGCUCCUUAGUCCAGUCUCAGAUGUUCUAUAUGGGACGCAAGAUCAACGUCUCCAUGAUGGCUCUGUUGAACGCUGAGAUCUAUGCAAAGACCCUCACCCGCCGCGACAUGAGUGGUCUUGUCAGCAAAAAGACAAAGAGCGAUGGCAAGGAUAAGGAUGGCAAAGGAAAGGGCAAGGACAAGGGCAAGGACAAUGCCCCUGCAAGCGCAGGCAAGGUUGUCAACCUCAUGUCGACAGAUACAGUUCGUGUGUCGGGCGUGUGCAACUUUUGGCACAUUGGUGUUUCGUCACCAAUCGGUAUUGCCCUUGGAACAUACCUACUUUACGAUCUCAUUGGAUGGAGCUCACUUGUGGGCAUGUCUAUCUUGGUCAUCACUAUCCCCGUUAACAAGGCUGUUCGUAAACGAUAUGCUAAGGGACAACGCGAGCUUUCGAGUGCUCGUGAUGAUCGCGUCACCUUGAUGGGGGAGCUGAUUGCUGGAAUCCGUAUGAUCAAAUUCUUCGCCUGGGAGUUGUCGUUUAGUGAGAAGGUUUUGAAGGCACGAGAGAUUGAGCUCAAGAAAUUGGUCAAUGUCUAUAAGAACACGAUUCUGUUCCAGUUGGUUUGGUUUUCAUCGCCUCUUCUUGUCACCCUAUCCAGUUUCUUUUGCUAUGCCAAGAUUCAGAAGGGCGAGUUUACCCCUGCCGUCGCUUUCACGGCUAUGGUUCUGUUCACCCGUCUGAAGGCCCCUCUAAAUGGACUUCCCGCCGUCUAUAUGGCACUCACCAACGCUAGUGUCAGUUUGGGACGUAUUGCAGAGUAUCUAGAUGAGCCCAAUAUCAAGGACGUCUUUGUUAAUGGACAGAAGCUGAGCGAAAACUCUCCUCAGAUUGGUAUGAAGGGGUUGACUGCUCAGUGGUGGACGUCAGAAAGCGCCAAGACACCGGAAGCAAAUGCUACAGGUGCUACCGAGGCUCGCACUGAGGACACAGAUACGUUUACUCUCCGUAAUAUCACGGUCGCGUUUCCGGUAGGCGAGCUCUCGAUUGUCUGUGGACCAACCGGAGGUGGAAAGACGUCAUUGUUGCUAGGAAUGUUGGGAGAGAUGGAUGUCCUUUCAGGCGAAAUCUACCUGCCCAGACGACCUCUCGAUGGAUCCAAGGAGUUCGAUCCCGAAACUGGAUUGCUGAACGACGGCGUUGCAUAUGUGUCUCAACAGGCUUGGCUGCAGAAUGCCUCCAUUCGUGAUAACAUUCUGUUUGGAAGUGUCUACGAGGAGGAACGAUACAAUCAAGUUAUUGAGGUCUGCGCCUUGAAGCGCGAUCUCGAGAUCCUGGAGGAUGGUGACCAGACUGAGAUUGGGGAGAAGGGCAUCACUCUCUCUGGUGGUCAGAAGCAGCGUGUCUCCUUAGCCCGCGCUAUCUAUUCUCGAUCCCGCCAUGUUCUUCUGGACGACUGUCUCUCAGCUGUUGACGCUCACACUGCGGAACAUAUCCAUGAGAAAUGCUUGAUUGGACCGAUCAUGAAGAACCGGACCUGCAUUCUUGUCACGCAUCAUGUUCGACUCUGCAUCUCGACCGCCAAGCACGUCGUUUUGGUUAACAAUGGAGAGAUCGUAGUUCAAGGAUCCGUCCAGCAUCUUCGUGAGCAAGGAUCGCUGUCGCUUGUGUUGGACGAGGACGAGGAACAGAGCGCAGAUUCAUCGGACGCCGAUACUGUCAACGAAAACGACCUUGGAUCCUCCUCAGCCAUCGCCAAUACACCUAAGCCUGUGCGAAGAAAGUCGAUCGCCAAGGACCUCAAGGAUACACAACAGCCCGUCGCACCUGCCAAGGAUGCCAGAAAGUUAGUUCUGGAUGAGACACGCGAGGAGGGUCGUGUCAAGUGGUCGAUCUACAAGGUCUAUGCAUCCGCUGCAGGAGGUAUCGCCUUUUGGUUCAUUCUCAUGGUCGCAUUUGUUAUCACACGCAUGGUCGAGGUCUCUGAAUCGCUUUGGGUGCGUGAGUGGGCUAACUCUUACGCACCUGCUUUGGUCAAGUUCAUGUUCUCGAACAUUUAUUCCGUCUUGGGCUUCUCCACUUCGCACCUCGCCUCUUCUGCCAUCUACUCAGACUCGCAGGGCUACCAAACCCAGCCAAGUCUUUAUGACCCUGCUCAGUCUGUCACCAACAACACCGACUACUACCUGUUUAUCUAUGCUAUGAUCUCGAUCGGCGCCAGUUUGGCCCACAUCAUGCAGACCGUGAUUGUGCUUUAUGGCUCUCUCCGCGCCGCCAGGUCGUUGUACAGGAAGCUGCUCAUGUCUGUGGUCCGUGCCCCUCUUCGAUUCUUCGACACCACACCCGUUGGCCGUAUCAUGAACCGAUUCUCGAACGAUUUCGAGACCGUUGAUGGAUCGAUUGCCGGCAACUGCUCGCAGCUCUUGCAGCUUAUCAUGUCAGCUAGCUCUAUCAUCAUCGUCUUGGCCUACAUUACCCCUCUAUUCGUUGUUGUGGCAGCCUUGAUCUCAGUCGCAUACCUUUCUGUGGGCAAGAAGUACAUCAGCUCAUCUCGUGAGCUCAAGCGUUUGCAUUCUGUUUCUCGGUCGCCCAUCUAUUCAACGUUUGGAGAGACGCUCGCUGGUGUUGCGACCAUUCGCGCCUUUAGCGAACAGAGCCGGUUCAUGGGCGAUCUGUUGACCAAGUUGGAUGACAGCAAUCGUCCUUUCUAUUUCCUCUGGAUUGCAAACCGCUGGCUCUCAGUUCGCUCGGAUUCCAUUGGAGCACUUGUCGCGUUGUCGUCUGGUAUUUUUAUUCUCAUGAACCCGAUCGGUAUCGAUGCAGGAACAGCUGGUUUGGCAUUGACAUAUGCAUUGGAGUUCGUGGCGUUGGUUAACUUUUUGGUGCGCGAGUACACUCAGAUUGAGAUGGAGCUGAACUCGAUCGAGCGUAUCACAGAGUAUACCGUCAUGGCUCAGGAGCCUCCAGCUGUGAUUGAAGGACGCAGGCCUCCUGCUGCCUGGCCUACUGGAGGAAGCAUUGAAGUUAAGGAUCUGGAGAUGAAGUAUGCUCCUGAACUUGAGACGGUCCUGAGAGGUAUCUCCUUCACAGUUGAGUCGCGCCAGAAAAUUGGUGUGGUUGGAAGAACUGGAUCUGGAAAGAGUACGCUGGCGCUGUCAUUAUUCCGAUUCGUAGAGCCCGUCGGCGGCAGCAUUCAUGUCGACGGCAUCAAUAUCUGCGAUAUUGGACUGGACGAUCUACGAUCCCGCCUCACUAUUAUUCCUCAGGAUCCCAUGCUCUUCACAGGCACCAUCCGCUCCAAUCUGGACCCAUUCAGCGACCAUGUCGAUAGCGAACUCUGGGAGGCCCUUCAGCGCGUGCAUUUGGUUGGUUCUGGUCAGGAUUCUUCCGCUGUGAGUGUCCACGACGGCGACGAUUCCAACAAUGCAUCGACAUCAUCCCCCACAGCCGCAGGACCCUCGACAGCGGCAGGUAUGACUGGUGGCAAGACACAUGUCUCAUUUUCGAGCCUUGACAACCCUGUCAGCGAAGGUGGAUCAAACUUUUCGCAGGGACAGCGUCAACUGCUAUGCAUGGCGCGUGCGUUGUUAAGGAACUCAAAGAUCAUUGUGAUGGAUGAAGCGACAGCUUCGGUGGACUUUGCAACGGAUAAGGCGAUUCAGUCGGCAAUCCAGCAGGAAUUUGAGAACUCGACAGUGAUCUGCAUUGCGCACCGGUUGAACACGAUUAUUUUAUACGAUAAGGUAUUGGUGCUGGAUCAUGGCAAGGUGUUGGAGUACGACACGCCUGCAAAUCUGCUGGACGAUAGCAAUGGCAGGAAGACGCACUUUAGAGAGAUGUGCGAGAGGUCUGGAGAGCUCGAGGUCCUGUUGGAGAUGGUCCGAAGCGCUGAGAACAAAAAGCGUGCCGUGUGA
Gamsiella multidivaricata is the source of this 4272-nucleotide messenger RNA. Its product is annotated as P-loop containing nucleoside triphosphate hydrolase protein. Gene Ontology annotation, cellular component: fungal-type vacuole; fungal-type vacuole membrane. The record is from RefSeq and is a predicted model, not a curated record. Gene Ontology annotation, biological process: transmembrane transport. Lineage: Eukaryota; Fungi; Mortierellomycota; Mortierellomycetes; Mortierellales; Mortierellaceae. The transcript has 6 exons. Bases 1 to 4272 code for a protein of 1423 amino acids. Gene Ontology annotation, molecular function: ABC-type peptide transporter activity; ATP binding; ATP hydrolysis activity.